Messenger RNA from Boeremia exigua, 881 nucleotides. RefSeq lists its product as uncharacterized. The record is from RefSeq and is a predicted model, not a curated record. The transcript has a single exon. The coding region runs from base 47 to 853 and encodes 268 amino acids. NCBI's taxonomy places the organism in Eukaryota, Fungi, Ascomycota, Dothideomycetes, Pleosporales, Didymellaceae.
CUCAUAUAGAUUUGUGUACUUAUCUUACCUUACCUACCAAGUAGCCAUGAUUUCAGUCGCAACUCAAACCGCAAUCGAGAGUAAGCCUAGUGAAAGUGAUAAGCUGGCACGAUCUAAAACUCCCGCCCAUUUACCAGUUAUCUUCUCCACUUUGCCUACUGAGCUGCGCGAAUGCAUUUACCACUACCUCCUGCCCUCAACACUGACUUCGCUAUACCCACUGCCUCCAUUUCUCGGCCUCAAUUUGACUGCAGAUCUAACCUACAACAUCCUCCACAUUAACAAAUCCACGCGCAUAGAUGCAGGUUUCUACUAUCUACGCAGCCGGUGCUUUGAGAUACGCAGUCCGGAGCAGGGUGCUUACUUUGAAAGGUACCUGACUUCGUUUCCGGACAUGCAAGGAUACGGGACCGUUCGUCGGCUCUGCUUUCCAAGAUUCUCCGAUCUUUCAUUGGAUAACGACGGGCGCAGUAUUUAUAUGGAUUUGAUCAAGCGGUGUGCUGAACUUCUGAAACCGAACUUAGGAUUCUUCCCACAAGAUCUGCUGCAUGAUCCUCGCUCGGGUAUGUGGCACACGAACCGGAGGACCAGAAUCGCUGUUUCAAGAGAGACAGCGUGGUUGUCAGUCGAUAGGGCUGUGUUAGGGUGUCAGAUGAAAAGCCUGCUGGAGCUGAAGAGGCUGAUGCGCGUGAAUUUAGUCGUACGUCAGGCAAGACCCCUCGUCAGAGAUUCGAUGCAGCAGGCGCGAGACACCGGCCCGGAUCAGCUCAUGGCUCAGGUGUGUGACUGGUUGCGGGAAGCCUUCUCUCAAUGUGGUACACCCGUAGUGGUUGUGAUGGAGAGCGCAGUGUAGCAGAAUCUGUCGGAUAAAUCAAUUCUUU